CUGUGCUGUUGUCAUCGUUCUUCACAAAGUAUAUGGGAAGAGGAGGAAGGUGCAGACACAAAUCAUCAUGUAAGAAUGUUGGGUUUGGAUUAUGAACUCGAGGGAGCAUUUGUUUUAAUUUUCAAAGUUGAAAUCAAAAUGCUUAGCAGGUUUUGUAUGAUAGUCGCCAACACCAACCGAAGCCGAUAUAGACAGACGAUGACACCACGGAAUUUGGCGCACUCGCAGAGAUAACCGCAAGAGGACAAAAUCCACGGAAGGCAACCAAUCCAAUCGGCCAUCCUAAUUGUUUAGUCGGUGGGGACGAAGAGCUCGAAAUAUCCCAUCACAUCACAGAAGCAACCCCAGAUUUGGCGGGUAAAAACCCAGAUUCCCAAUUGGGUUACGGAUUGAGAAUACUUUUCACAUUUCAAGGUCAUGACUUCAACUGUUUGCGAACUCAGAAAAUUGGUCCACUUUUUCUUUUAGGGUAUUGUGAAGGUAGUUGGGCACUGGAGGAUCAAAUUGCAGAUGACGAAGUACCUGCAAAUUCUGGUCGCAGAAAUUUUUUUUGGUAACAGGUUCUGUGGACUUUGAGAAAUCUUGAAAGUGGGUUGAAUAUCGGAGCUAAUAUCAGCAUUUAUUUUGUUGAAUUGCAAAUUAGUUUGAGGUGAUUCAGCAAUAUCCGUUUUCUUGUGAAUGAAGAGAAAUUUGAGCAGGAAAGGAGAUGAAGUGCCAAAAUAGCAGAUUGGAGGUACAAUGAAUGGAGGUUCAUUUGGUUUGCGUACAGGAAGUAAUGGAUCGCUGCAACAGGUGCAGAAUGGCAUGUUACAGAGUCAGAGUUCAGUCAUCCAGCGAAAACCUUCUAAGACGUUGCUUUCUGGUUCAAGGGAGAAGGAAAGGUUUUUCACUUUUAUCUGCAGAUGCUUGGUUCGAAGAAAAGUUGGAAUGCUGAUUUUGGUUGUAUUUGCUCUCUUGGCUUUUGUAGUAGGGUUGCUUGCGGUGAAUAAAGAAGAUGCAUCUGAAAAUUAUAGUUCCUACCUAAUGCAAAGAAACACAAAUUCUUCCAUGGUGACCACUGUUGCAGUAUGUGGUGAAUACAACAGACGGCUCCCAGAUAUGCGCCAUUCUUCUGCUGCUUCUGUUAUUGCAAACUCUGUUUCUCUUAUGGGGCAUCCAUGCAACAAUUUUGCAUUUCCCCCUCCUCCUCCUCCUGGAGUUAGAAAACGGAUUGGACCACGCCCAUGCCCUGUAUGUUACCUUCCGGCGGAGCAGGCCAAAGCCAGAAUGCCAAGUUUCCCAUCUGUAUCACCUGUACUUCAUCAUUUAACUUAUUUUCAUGAGGAAAAUCCAAUCAAAAGGGAACCACAUGGAGGUUCUGAUUUUGGUGGUUUUCCUUCUUUAAAGCAGAGGAAUAAUUCUUUUAACAUAGAAGAGUCAAUGACUGUGCACUGCGGAUUUGUCAAAGGCUGUAGACCUGGUUAUCGGACUGGGUUUGAUGUUGAUGAAGCUGACCUUAGAGAGUUAGAGCUGUUCCACGAGGUCAUUGUUGCAUCGGCCAUAUUCGGAAACUAUGAUGUAAUACAGCAGCCUGAGAACAUUAGUGAAAUUGCAAGAAAAAAUGUUCGCUUCUAUAUGUUUAUUGAUGAGGAGACAGAAGCAUAUAUGAAGAACUCUAGCCGUUUGGACAGCAGCAAGCAGGUAGGAUUAUGGAGAAUCAUUGUUGUCCAUAAUGUCCCGUACAUGGAUCCAAGGCGCAAUGGAAAGAUCCCAAAGCUUCUAUUGCAUAGGCUCUUUCCCAAUGUCCGAUAUUCUAUAUGGAUUGAUGGGAAGCUUCAGCUUGUUGUGGAUCCAUAUCAAAUUCUGGAGAGGUUCUUAUGGCGCCAAAAUGCCUCUUUUGCUAUUUCAAGGCACUAUUCACGCUUCAAUGUAUUUGAAGAAGCUGAAGCUAAUAAAGCUGCAGGGAAGUAUGACAACGCGUCUAUAAAUUACCAGAUAGAGUUUUAUAAAAAGGAGGGCUUAACACCAUAUUCUGAUGCUAAGCUUCCUAUAACAAGUGAUGUUCCGGAGGGGUGUGUGAUUAUAAAGGAGCACAUACCUAUCACGAAUCUGUUCACUUGUCUAUGGUUCAAUGAAGUUGAUCGUUUUACUUCCAGGGAUCAGUUGAGCUUCUCCACAGUACGUGAUAGAAUACUAGCCAAAGUUGACUGGACUGUCAAUAUGUUUAUGGAUUGUGAAAGGAGAAAUUUCGUGAUACAGGCAUACCACAGAGACAUGUUGAAUCAAAUGCCUCCUCCAGUUAGUGUGACAAGUCAUAUUAAACCCGCUUUGGUUAGAAAUGGUACGACCGGGAGGAAGCCAAUGAAACCAGCUUUGGUUACAGCUGGUACGACUGAGACUGGGAGGAUGCCAACGAAGAGGAGUCCUGUUAGACGGGGAAGAGAUAGGCGAUCUGGUUCGAGGCGCCAUCGCAAAGUUGUCGUUGGCAAUAGAGACAACAUUUAAAAAUUUGAUUUUUUUUUUUCCUUUUUUCUUAUUUGCGCAAACAAACAGUCUUUUUUCUUCUUUGGUUCAGAUCAUUCAUUGUGCAGUGAGGAUAAUUUUGGAAGAUCUGCUGCAGUGUGGUUGAAAAGAGAGAAUGAUUCCCACCUUCUUGUUUUAGAAUCAUUGAUAUGUUCAUCAAUUUUUGUUUGUAAAUACCAAAGAACUCAAAAUAAAGGAAAAUUCUUCUUGCCA
Messenger RNA from Diospyros lotus (date-plum), 2715 nucleotides. RefSeq names its product probable hexosyltransferase MUCI70. The record is from RefSeq and is a predicted model, not a curated record. Bases 739 to 2484 code for a protein of 581 amino acids. The transcript has 10 exons. NCBI's taxonomy places the organism in Eukaryota, Viridiplantae, Streptophyta, Magnoliopsida, Ericales, Ebenaceae.